AUGCCCGGGAUGCUAAGGCUGGUGCUGCUGGCUUUGGCCAGUGCCGUGGGGCACAGCUGGGCCAGCGGCCUCACAGUAGAGACCGGCCUCUCCUUGCUGAGCUACCAGCUGUGCAGCUACCAGGAGACGAGGACCGAGCAGCGGGUGGAGGCGGUGCAGUCGUCCCACGUGACCUAUGUGGCUUGCGGUGGCUGGAUCCCGUGGCGGCGGUGCCCCAAGACCGUCUACAGGACCCAGUACCUGACGGUGGAGGCGCCUGAGGCCAGGAACGUCACAGCCUGCUGCGAGGGCUACGAGCAGCUGGGCGUCUACUGCGUCCUGCCUCUGAAUCGCUCUGCAGAGUUUGCAUCGAGACCUGGGCUCUGCCCGACGGCAGCACUAGAGGCACCCGUCUCCUCGUGUAGCUCAGACACUGACUGCCCUGGACUUCAGAAGUGCUGUCCCCAGCAAGGGGGACACCUCUGCAUGGCCCCUAGCCCCUCAGGAUCAGAGGGGAGCCUGGUCAGCUGGUACAAUGUGACCAUGCGGGUGAAGACGGACUUCAAGGACCUUCGAGGAGCGGACCCUGAGCUCCGGAGCCACUCGCGCCUCCUCUGCUCCCUGGUCACCAGUGCCUUGCAGCCACUGGACUCUGCCGUCCACUACCUGGGCUCUGCCAGCGGGGACAGUUCCACCACGGUGUCACAGCUGCUGCUUGGCCUGGCCCAGCCACUGUCGGUGGCCAACGUCUCCGCCCUGCUGGACGACAUCAUGAAGCGUGUGUGUGAAGUGAUGGGCAUCCAGGUGAAAGAUGUGGAUGAGUGUGUCUAUGCCGGGCUCCAUACCUGCUCCCAGAGGCAGCGGUGUCUGAACCUGGAAGGCUCCUACCAGUGCAUCAGUCCCCAGGCGCUCACCUUGCCUCCCCCAAUGCUGAGCCACACCAGGGAAGACACCCGGGUGUUUGAAGUCGUCAUAAGGAUCACUGACCGCAACCUGACGGACCAGCUGCUUGACGGCAGCAGCGAGGAGCACCGGAACUUCUCCCAGCAGCUGCUGCGCGAGGUUGAGAACUCCUUCCCGCCAGCCGUUUCCGACCUGCACAGAAGGGGGAAGCUGAAGCUGCAGAUCGCGUCGCUCCGGGCGGGAAGCCUGGUGGUGUCGCUCCGAGUCACCGUGCGAGACCCCGAGUCCCCAGUGGGUGUCUCCACACUGGCCCCCAUGCUCCAGCCUCUGUGUGCAAGCUCCGUGUUCCAGAUCGACCCCCAGGGGACGCAGGUGCAAGACUGGGACGAGUGUGCCCACAGUUCGGAGCACGACUGCUUGCCCGCCGCCCGCUGCGUCAACCUCGAGGGCUCCUACACCUGCCAGUGCCGCGAGGCCAAGGAUGCCAGCCCCGGUCGGGCCGGCCAGGCCUGUGAGGGUGACGAGGUGAGCCCCUCCGGACGUGCUCUGUCUGCAGCCACAGGGGUCACAGCUCCAGCCCUCGGCACGGGGACCACAGCCCUUGUCCCAGAGCCCCCGACGUUGUCCCUCAGCCCCAGGAACCUGGGAGGCUCCCCGACGGCAGCCCAGGCCCAGACCCCAGGGUCUCCGCCCACGAGAGGGGCAGGUGGUACAGUCGGACACGGAGGAAAUAGCACAGGGCCCGGCAGGUGGGACAAGGGGCCCAGUGUGGCCCCAGACCCAGGGCCGGGCCACGGGGUCACCGGUGGGGUGGCCAGCACAGCCUUCUUCCCCAGGGCUCCCGGGCCAAGCCCUGGUUCCCCUCAGGGGACCACAGAUGGCCCAGUGCAGCCCCCAGGACAGUCACGGGGAAACAUCACCAUGGAGCUGCCUCCCUUGCCGGCCUCCCCCACCGGCCCCCCAGGGCAUGUUGAGUGGCACAGCAGCCGGCCCACAACGGGGACGCCACUGAGCUCCGUGGGACUGCGGCACGAGGACCCUGGUCCUUCCCCCUUCCCAGACUCGCCGACAGUCCCCACCCCUGUGGCUCUGAAGACCCCUGGCUGUGGUCCUGUCCCCAUCAGAAAGGUCACGAUCUCCAAUGUGACCAGCACCAGCUUCCAUCUGGCAUGGGUGGCAGAUGUCGCCCUGCACCCCACCUUCCAUCUCGCUGCUGUCUCUCCACGGAGCCCCGCCGUGGGUCUGGACACCCAGGAGCCCAGUGCCACGCUGUCGGGGCUGGAUCCUGGCGUCCUGUACCUGGUGCACAUCACGGCCAAAGCGUGUGGGAAAGAGGGAGCCAGGAUGCAGCUGAAAGUGAGGACAGCGGCCCAGAAGCUCAGAGGCAGAGUCAGGAUCUCAAGCAUCAGGUACUCAGAGUCCUUCCAAGAUGCCAGCAGCGAGCAGUACCGAGACUUCCUGGGCCUGUUCUCCAGGGCGGUGCGGGACUCUCUGGCGGCUGCGCUGCCCCAGCACGUGGACACCGGCGGGAUCAGAAUGAGCGUCACCAGCAUCACCAACAGCAGUGGCAGUGUCGUGGUGGAGUUUGAUCUGCUGAUAACGGUGGCCCUGGAUGUCCGGGAGGCGUCAGCCGUGUUCCUCGAUGCCCUGGGGAACGUGUCCCGGCUGGAGGUGGUCAGGAGCGACGCUGUCAUAUGGGAUUACGACGAGUGCGAAAGGAUGGAGGAUGACUGCGUGCCGGGGGCCGCCUGCCGCAACAUCCUGGGGUCUUUCACCUGCAGCUGCGAGGGUGGAGCCCCCGACUCCCACGUGGAGUAUUCUGGAAGAGCCUGUGUGGGUGGCUCUGCUGACAGCUCCACUCUGACCCCGGGCCCAGAGCAGCGCCCGACCAGGGCGGGAACCUCGGCUGCCCUCCUGCCAGACACCAGCCCCGUGGCCCAGGGCCCCCCGCCGCGGCUGACCCUCACGGAUGCGGUCAGGGUGCUGUGCGAGGUCGAGCGGGUGGCCAUCGCCAUCCAGAAGCGCUUCCUGUGGCAGGAGGCCAUCCCUGAGGCCUCCCUGUACCUGGGGCAGCCGGCCUGCAACGUGAGCCUCAGCAACGCCUCCCACGUGCUCCUGGCGGUCAGCUGGGCCGAGUGUGGGACCCUCGUGCAGAGUAACAAGACCAGCACGGUGGUGAAGACGGUCCUGAGGAACGACCAGUCCCCGGACGGCGUCAUCCACCACCCGACCAUCCUGAGCCCCAUCCGCUGCGUCUUCCGGAACGACCUCCUGACGUCCCUGGGCUACACCCCGAAGUGGGGGGUUCCCUCCCUCGUGGAAGACCUGCACGGCGCGGGCACGUUUGUCACCGAAAUGCAGCUGUUCGUGGGAGACUCUCCCAUCCCUCAGAAUCACAGCGUGUCCGCCAGCGACGACGUCAAGAUCCAAGUGGGGCUGGACGGGCAGAACAGCCUCAAGGUGGUGCUGAUGGAGUGCUGGGCCACGCCCUCCAGCGACGCCCGGGACCCCGUCACCUUCGGCUUCAUCAACAACAGCUGCCCCAUCCCCAACACCCACACCAGGGUGAUCCAGAACGGUGACUCCAGCAAGGCCCAGUUUAAACUGAGAAUCUUCUCCUUCAUCAACAACUCCAUUGUCUACCUGCACUGCAAGCUGCGUGUCUGCAUGGAGUCCCCUGGCACCACGUGCAAAAUUAACUGCAAUGACUUCCGUUUUCUGAAAAGCAACCAGGGCUCAGCGGUGCUGCAGGCCACCUGGGGACCCCUCUUUCGCUCGGACGGUGUGUACCCACGUGCAAAGCCACACGUCGGGGCCGGCUACGUGACCCUCACCGUGGUCGCUGCCUUGGCCCUGGUGGCGGGGGCCGUGACCCUUCUGAUCCUGCGCUACCAGAGAUCCACCGGGAAGUACAGCUUCAGGAUGCAGCCGGGCAGCUUCGGCUACCAGGUGUUCUCCGGAUAGGAGGCCCAGCUGCCUGAGGUAACCACGAGUCAAGCUCGGAUCCCAACUUGUGAAGCAUUAACCGAGUCGCCUCUGUGCUGCUCUUUGUGGCAGCACGCAGAUGAGCCCCAGAGUGGCGGAGCGGCCUCCGUCUGUCCCCCGGGGCCGCUGCCCUGCAGCUUCCAGACCAGCAGCACCUGCCAGGCAGGGGACAGGAUUAUGGGGAUGUAGGCAGAGUGCCAGGUGUGCUGGAUCCUCAAACCCAGCACAAAUGCUGCUCCUGUCACCCAAGCCACCCGCACAUCUGUCACCAGACCCUCGCCCUCCAGCCCGGUCCACAAGAGCCUCGAUCAUUGACAGCCAGGGCCCAACACUUGUCAAUUACGAAGUGUUUCACAUUUUAAACGGUCAAUGAUGUGAAGCUCUUUUACAAAUAGGUCUGUCUCAUGAAGCCCUCAUUGCUAACAUUAUUUUUAGGAGCUGCAUAUGAUAAUAGAAUUGAUCGAUUAUGUAACCAAAAUGUCCAAAGGUAUGGUGUUCUUCAGGAAAGGUUUGAUCCAGCAAUGUCACUGCGACCAAGUCAUUAUUUUAUCUUGCAUUACCAGUUUGUUGUUUUUAUUUACACAACAGCAGCAGAAAAGAGUUUAGUGAUAUGAAAAUCUUUCUAAUAAGUAAAAAUACCAUGACAUGUAGACAUUACUCUCCUAUGUUCCCAGACAUGCUCACAGCCAUUUUUUUCAUACUAUCCGACCACUGGGGAAGCUGUGAUUUACCCAUUGCCAUGAGAAAUGAGAAAGGGGGUAGAUGAAUUACAUAUGUAAAGUCAUAUAAUGAAUGAAUGAGGAAAUGGAUCUAGAAUAUAACUAUUUUAGUCUAGAAUUUUCUCCAUUGCACCAUACUAGGAGAUACUGCUUUUUACUUUAUUUGAAACAAAUUAAAAUUGAUUAGAGAGCUAAUAUCUAAAAGUAUGGCGUUGCCCCUCGAUGAACUUAGAAUCGUAACAGGAUAUUAGUUUUUAAUUCAUAAGAUUCAUUCUGUUGGAUGUAAUUAACUGUCACUCAUACAGAAUAUUUGGGAAAAGGAGUAUUUUGAUUAACUGGAUAUUCUCAGAGUCUGAAUGACGAUAUGUAAUAUGUGUAGGUAACCGAUUUUGAGCAAGCGAAUAAAGUGC
This is a messenger RNA of Heterocephalus glaber (naked mole-rat), 4996 nucleotides long. NCBI's taxonomy places the organism in Eukaryota, Metazoa, Chordata, Mammalia, Rodentia, Bathyergidae. The record is from RefSeq and is a predicted model, not a curated record.